Molecule: messenger RNA, 4936 nt
Organism: Mya arenaria
Lineage: Eukaryota; Metazoa; Mollusca; Bivalvia; Myida; Myidae
Product: low-density lipoprotein receptor-related protein 5-like
Exons: 21
Coding region: 85-4041 (1318 amino acids)
Source: RefSeq, a predicted model, not a curated record
AGCGUGAAAACUUCCUGUUCGGGAACGAAAUAUACUAACAACAAUACUAACAACAUACCAUGUUGAUGAUUUAUACGUGAAAACAUGGAGCGAUUGCUUUUCAAUGUGUUUGGUUUUAUUGUGCUAUCAAUAUGUUGGGCUCAAACUGAGGAAGGUCAAACUUCGGGCCAUCUAGCAAUCAGCACCCUGAUGUACGGUCCUUACACAAGCAACAGACACGUUGCCAUAGCAGCCUUUCAAACUUUCAAUGGAAGCACAAAUCUCUCAAUGACUAAUUACAUAGGCUUCUCCUCGUCCUACAGACAUUCGAUCAUGAGUCUUGUCGCCGACGUCAACAGGAAGAAGCUGUAUGCUGUUGACAGAUACAUGGCUGCCAUUUACGUGUUGAGUAACUUUACGGCUGACCAGGCUAUAAGUAGUUCUUCUUGGAGUCUUCUUCAUACAGGUGUUUCAAGAGGAUCUGUGAAGUUGGCUGUUGACUGGAUAUCCAACAACUUAUACUGGAGUGAUCCUAUGUAUCGCUGGAUUGCUGUACAAUCGCUGGACAAUUACGGAAUGUUCAAAAUAUUAUUUCAUACGAAUCUUGAAUUUCCUUUAGGAAUCGCAGUCGAUCCAAAUCACAACAUUUUGUUUUGGGCAGAUGCAGGAUCAACUCCUAAAAUUGAGCGAUCAACACUCACCGGAGCUAACCGUAGAGUAAUUGUCGCAAAAGGAAUCCUGUAUCCAACAGCAAUCGUCGUCGACGUCACAAGCUCGAAAAUAUUUUGGACGGACGCGAUCAGAGACACAGUUGAAAUGGCAACGUUCACCGGGUUGGGUAGAAAAAUAGUCAGGAGAUUAUCUCAUACAUUUUUCUACGAUAUUGCUCUAUUUCAGGACACCAUUUUUGUAACGGCAUUAUCCUUAAAAAAUAAGAACGAGAUCAUAAUUAUGAACAAAACAACGGGUGACCUGGACAACAAUCGUCCAAGAUUUUACCUGACAAAUCCUGACGUUAGCCUUGAUGUUAUAGCGGUGUCUGUGGUGUCGCAAGCAACACAGCCUUUGAUUACAGACCAUUGCGCGAGUAAUCUGUGUAGCGAUAUCUGUGUGAGCGGACCAACCGGGUACGAUUGUCUCUGUCGAGAGGGCUUCCUGCUUCAGGACGGCGAGUGUGUUGAGGACGCGGGGCCCGUUCACCGCGGUCUGGUAUGGUCAACGCCGACGGAAAUAUGUGUGGCAGAUAUAAGAGGUAUCAACCGCCAUGAUCGGUACAUUGGGUCCAACAAGACGUGUAAAUACGGCGUGGGAAACGCCAUUUCCUAUGUCGUUGUAGAUUCGCAUGGACGUAAAAUCAUUUACGCAGACACUUACAGUGUAAAGGCUAUGAACGUUGACGAUAUGAGUAUGGUAGAGACACUUUUCACUGCCACAGAGACAAUAACAGGUCUUGCUGUCGAUUGGAGAGACGGGAACGUGUAUUGGUGCCAAGGAAAACCACAUAGGGCUGGGCAAAUAUGGGUCUUCUCACAAACAGAUAGCACUUCAUACAAACUGGUCGACAAUCUUGACAACGUGACAUCAAUAAGCAUCGUUCCAUUGCAAAGCGCCAUGUUGUGGAUAGCUGGUGAAAACCACAAAAGGCAAAUCUUCAAGUCUCAGCUUGACGGUACGGAGAUAACAGUUUUAGUCAACAAAGACAAUCUAACGUCACCUGUGGAUCUAACCGUCGAUCUCGAUAAAAACUUGGUGUAUGUAAUCGACGACGGAUUUAUAGAGACCGUCCGGCUUGACGGGACCGACCAUAAAGUCCGGUCAACACGCAUUACCGCUUCCCCGUUCAGAAUACAAACUUAUAAGCAUUACCUGUUAAUGAUUGAUAUCAACUUCCGAACAAAUGAGCCGGACGUUGACGUUCUAGACUUGCAGGAUGUAUCGUUCGAAGGGACACUUUCGACGAUAAAACAUGUAACUGACAUUGCUAUACUGGACCUCACUACACAAGCAAAAAUCUACGGACCAUGCGAUGUAGCAAACGGUGAUUGUGAACACCUUUGUAUUCCGAUCGGGAGGAAUCGCGUUUGUCAGUGUGAAUACGGCUUUACACUUGAGGCAAACAAGGAAACAUGCACCUCGCAGCCUCUUCUGGACGACUUCAUUCUUGUUGUUGAUUGGACACACAGCAAUAUAUACCAAGUUUCCCUGGUGAAUGGUGAGGCUCAAGGUUUAGACUCUGAUAUGAUAAAGAAACCGGCUGGAAUAGAGUACAACCAUCUGACCGGGAAGGUGAUCUGGGGAGAUACAGGCGACUAUCUCUUACAACAAACCAACCUAGAUGGUACCGGUUAUGAGGUUUUGGUUGAUGUAGGAAUGUACCACGCACAUCCCGAGCGAAUGGCGAUUGACUACAGCACAGGGAAUAUAUUUUACACAUCUGUUAACACAACUGUCCUUGGGUUUUCGGGUAUAGCUGUUGUAACACCAGAUGGAGUACAUAAGAAAAUUGUCGAGUAUGGGCAAAGCCCACGAGCUAUAGCGCUGGAACCGGAACAAGGUUUUAUGUUUUGGACUGUCCCCGGGACGACACCCGGAGUCCUGAUGCGAGCUAAAAUGGACGGGUCAGAGAUGGUCACUCUAUACGACAAGAUGGUGUGGCCCAAUGGCAUUUCAAUCAGCAGUAAAGUCAAGACCGUGUUUGUAACGGACGGAGGUUCUAACCGGAUAUACGCAUGCACGUUCAGCGGCUCGUGCUCUGUGUUUCACGAGGAUCCCGGGAUGCAUCUCAUGGACAUCAAACUGUUGGACGACUACCUGUUUUACUCCGCGUGGAAUAAAGCGUACAUUACACGAAUAGAUAUGGACACUAAGGAGAUUGUAAAGUUUGCUGAGAACGCCGAACUUGGAAGACUGGAUGCCAUCGCCGUGUACAGAUCAUCUUUGGCACUACCAGUGACCAGUUCUUGCAGCCCGAACAAAGGCAGGGCUAAUUGCAGCACACUUUGUCUCCCAAACUCUAGUGGAUAUACGUGCGCAUGCGCAGAUGGCGUGUCCUUAUUACCAGAUGGAAAGACGUGCUCAGAUGUUGCCGCCUCAACUACAACAACGACUUUAACCACACCAACAACAACUACGACACAAACAACAACUGUCCUAACAACGACAACAACUGCUUCUACCUCCACAUCCAGAGCAACAAUAAGAUCACUGCCAAGGUCCGACUCCACAUCAAGAACACCAACUAGUUCAUUGCCAAGGUCCGACUCCACAUCGAAAACAGCAACAAGUUCACCGCCACGGUCCGACUCCCCAUCAAGAGCAACAACUAGUUUACCGCCACGGUCCGACUCCACAUCAAGAACAACAACAAGUUCACCACCACGGUCCAGUACGGGCUUGCAGAGAUCCCCUACUGCCUCUGUGAAGGCUGUAAUUCCGUAUAUUGCCGCCGGUGCUGGAGGUGCUCUUGUACUCAUUGUUGCCGUCGUAAUCGUCAUCUGUUUCGUGUACGGAAGCUCACAUCAUAAAUCGAUGAUGUGGAAAAUGAGGCGAGCUGAUGGCGGUCCCCGAUACCUGCAAGACAAUGAAAGUGUCGAUCACAGCGCCGUCUGUCAUGGUGACAGUGUCGACAUACUCGGGCUUGAGAUGCACGAGUACGAAUCUCCAUUAUCUGUAGCGCAAAUUCGGGCUAGGGAAAACCAGGAAUGCAGUGCGAUACAAAAUGACGACUUCCUCAACUUCACCAAACGAGACACCAUGUACGAUUUAAUACCUGCCGAUAUUGCCCCGACCCCCCCUCCGUAUGAGGCUAAAAGAAUCAACCCCCCACCCAAGCUGCCCAAACCCCACGUCCAUACCAUGCAGAGCACGGCGAAUGUAAGCGUCCUGUCGUGCAUUUCCGAUCAGCCGAUGGCGGCGAGAGUGCAAAACAUCUAUGCGACGCCGUCGGAAGUCGGUGACAGGUAUGUCGGCUCGGUAAGAAGCGAGCUACCGGGGCCGGGGACAAUUUGUACGGGGCCGGGGGCCACACAAAGCUACAGAACGAUUUCAAGUACGUCUUCCUAAGCCGUGAAUAGUCACACAGACUGUUUCCUCGGAUUCACUUCAAACUAUAUCGUGGCCGAGACUUAAUAUUUUAAGAGACACUUAAUAGAGUAAACAACAAUCUAUGCAAAGCACAGCACUCGUAGACAUAUUACACAAGAGAUGCUUAAGAUAAACCUGGCAUUGGUUAAAAAAAUCAUACUAGCAACAUGUUCUAUAGAGUAUGUACUAUAAUAAGUACAAUAGUUACAUAUAUUUUAAAGCAAUACAGAAAUAUAUUUCCUGGAAUAAUUUAUAAUUAACAAAUUAUCAGAUUUUUUUUUAAUUCAGAUUGAAAAAAAGAUACAUUAUGAUAUAAAAUCCACUAAUUAUCUAAACAUUUAUAGUAAAAUAUUUAUAAAUUUUGCUUGCUUUUAAAUCAUUACAUCACACUGCUUUCAAAAAACGUUACGCUUCUUCAUGUUUGUAUACUAUUUUGAAUGACGUCAUCAGAAUUAAAUUUUGUCAGAAAAUAAAUAUCUUAAAUGUUUUUUAGAGAAUCAUGACUGAACAUGAAAUUUUCUUCUAAUCUUUUUCGAUAGCUUUCUAAAAUAUUCUACAUUUGCAGACUUUAUGUCACGAAUUUGCUUUUUGAUUUAUUUAGAAAGAAUUUUAUGUCGUUUGCAUUUUCUUUUUAUGCUCGUAGUUGUAAGCUGUAUAUUAACAUGUGUGUCUUAUUUUCUAUAAAUUUUGUUUGUUCUGCUUUCUAUGUAUAUAAGGAUAUUAAAUGUAUAUCUAUGAAUUGCAAGAUUGUUUCCAAUUAGGCCACCAUUUAUUCUAAUAAAAUUGGUUGCAUACAUGCGGAGCAAUACAUGUUCUGAAGAACUGAAAUAGAGCAGCACUUAUUAUUGAUAUGUAAAACGAAAACACCUGAUGA